AUGAGAAAACGAUUUAUUCCGACUUACUAUCACCGGGAGUUGUAUCAAAAACUCCAAAGUUUAACGCAAGGCCAACGAAGCGUGGAGGAUUACUAUAAGGAAAUGGAAGUGGCUAUGAUCCGCGUUGAUGUGGAGGAAGAUCGAGAAGCCACCAUGGCUCGAUUUCUCACCGGCCUUAACCGUGAAAUUGCAAACAUUGUGGAACUACACCACUAUGUCGAGGUCAUUGAUAUGGUCCAUAUGGCCAUAAAGGUUGAAAAAAAACUAAAGAGAAAAGGUACGUCACGUUCUUUCCCUAACACUUCUUCUACGUCUAGGUGGGGGCAAGGAACCAACAAAUGUGACAUGCCGAGUCAGAAUAAAGAAGUAAACGGUGCCACCAAGUUCAACAAACCGACUGCCGAAAUGAGUAAAGGAAAGAUGGAUGCCCAACAAAAUAGAUCCCGAGACAUAAAGUGUUUCAAAUGUCUUGGAAGGGGCCACAUUGCAAGCCAAUGUCCAAACCGGAAUGCUAUGUUUGUUCGAGAUGAUGGAGAGAUUGAGUCUGAAAGUGAACAAGAGAAUGAGGCUGUUGAACAACUCGAAGAAGAGGAAGAAGUCGAACAAGCCGAGAAUGGAGAAAUCUUGGUUGUGAAAAGAAGUUUUACUCUGCAAGGCAUUGAAAAUGAACAGCAAUGCAAAAAUAUCUUCCAUACCCGAUGUCAAGUGCAAGAAAUCCCGAGUGGGUUGCCACCUAUUCGCGGAAUUAAACAUCAAAUAGAUUUGGUGCUUGGAGCCGUGAUUCCAAACCAUCCUACUUACCGAUGCAAUCCUGAAGAAACGAAGGAACUACAAAAACAAGUAAAUGAACUUCUUGAGAAGGGCUAUGUGCGUGAAAGCCUUAGUCCCUGCGCCGUACCUAUUUUGCUUAUUCCGAAGAAGGAUGGAACGUGGAGGAUGUGUGUAAACUGCCGUGCUAUAAAUAAAAUAACCAUCAAAUAUCAUCAUCCUAUACCGCGAUUAGAUGAUAUGCUUGACAAAUUGAGUGGCGCAAGUCUAUUUUCAAAAAUCGAUCUUAAAAGCGGAUAUCACCAAAUACGGAUGCACGAGGGUGAUGAGUGGAAGACUGCUUUCAAAACGAAGCAUGGGCUUUACGAGUGGCUCGUUAUGCCAUUUGGCUUAACAAACACCCCAAGCACAUUCAUGAGGCUUAUGAAUCACGUUUUAAGACCUUUUAUUGGUAGAUUUUGCAUAGUAUAUUUCGAUGAUAUAUUGAUUUAUAGUAAUACUUUAGAUGACCAUGUAAAGCAUUUAAAAGCUGUUUUGGAGGUUUUGAUAAAAGAGACAUUAUAUGCUAAUUUGAAGAAAUGCGAUUUUUGUACUAACAGAAUUAUGUUUUUAGGAUUCGUUGUUAGCUCGGAGGGCCUUGAAGUUGAUCAAGAGAAGGUCAAGGCGAUCCAAGAAUGGCCCUGUCCGACGAAUGUCUCCCAAGUUCGAAGUUUCCAUGGAUUAGCAAGCUUUUACCGUCGAUUCGUGCCAAACUUCAGCACCUUAGCUGCACCCUUGACUGGGGUCAUCCCAUUGCCCAAUUUUGAUAAAACUUUCGAGUUAGAAUGUGAUGCAUCAGGUUUAGGUAUUGGAGCCGUGUUGAUGCAAGAUGGAUGCCCUAUCGCGUAUUUUAGUGAGAAACUCAAUGGUGCUGCCGCUUGGGAAGAUUGUAUACCGCAUGUGGAGUUUGCGUAUAAUCGAGCUGUUCACUCAGCUACCAAACUUUCUCCUUACAAAAUUGUUUAUGGUUUCAAUCCGUUAACACCACUUGAUUUGAUGCCAUUGCCUUCUAACCAACUCGUGCAUGUAGAUGGAAAACGCAAGGCUGAUUACAUCAAGCAAUUGCACCAACGAGUUUGA
This is a messenger RNA of Gossypium raimondii (Peruvian cotton), 1887 nucleotides long. RefSeq lists its product as uncharacterized. The record is from RefSeq and is a predicted model, not a curated record. The transcript is spliced from 4 exons. Gene Ontology annotation, molecular function: zinc ion binding; nucleic acid binding. The coding region runs from base 1 to 1887 and encodes 628 amino acids. NCBI's taxonomy places the organism in Eukaryota, Viridiplantae, Streptophyta, Magnoliopsida, Malvales, Malvaceae.